This is a messenger RNA of Aspergillus candidus, 1605 nucleotides long. Its product is annotated as GTP-binding protein. The coding region runs from base 396 to 1520 and encodes 374 amino acids. NCBI's taxonomy places the organism in Eukaryota, Fungi, Ascomycota, Eurotiomycetes, Eurotiales, Aspergillaceae. The record is from RefSeq and is a predicted model, not a curated record. The transcript has a single exon. Gene Ontology annotation, cellular component: cytoplasm.
GUCAACUGACUGGCUGAUAUAUCAACGAACAAUACACAACUACCACCCGUAAUUGUGCAGAUUAUGCACAGAAUGACAUCAUCUGUACAUUGGCGGGGCACAUCCCAAAGCGGACUAGCGGCUGCCCCUCCGAUUUCCUCGGGAUUUCCAUAUCCUUAAUAUCUUUACCCGCAAUUCGGCUUCAUCUUCUUCUUCCUACCAUUCUGUCUGUCUGUCUGUCUGCGUUCUUGUCGCAUAGAUUAGAUUGUGCUUUUCCCUUCUCUUUUCUCUAUUCUUUCCCCUCUUUUAUAGAAUCACCCAGCAUAUAGAUCCAUCUCAUCUCCAACCCCACCACCAAAAACAACCCCAUUCAAUCAUUCAAUCAUCCCAUCCGAACAGAUACAAAAGAACCGAAAAUGUCUCCCAUCCCCAUAACAAUCAUAACUGGCUUCCUGGGCUCGGGCAAGACGACCCUCCUCCUAAACCUCAUCCCGCAACUCCCCAAAACCUACCGCCUCGCGCUCCUCAAAAACGAAUUCGGCGACGUAGCCAUCGACUCGCAGCUCGCCUCAACAAACUCCAUCUCCGGCGUCCGCGAGCUCCUCAACGGCUGCAUUUGCUGCAACCUCGUCGGCCAACUCAGCGACGCGCUCGACCAACUGCGCGAACAAGUCCAGCCUGACCGCAUCGUGAUCGAGACCUCAGGAAGCGCAUUCCCAGCAACCCUCGCCAUGGAAGUCAACCGGCUUGCGCGGGAGCAGCCGGGGACGAUCGCGCUGGACGGGGUCAUCAGUGUCAUUGACGUGGAGAAUUGGGAGGGGUACGAGGAUACGUCGUAUACGGCGAAGCUGCAGGCGAAGUAUACGGAUUUGAUCAUCUUCAACAAGUGGGAGAAUGUGUCUGAGAGGGAGUUUGAUUUGUGUCUUGAUCGGGUGGGUGAUCUGGAGGUUGAUACGCCGUGGGUGAAGAGUGAGAAGGGACGGGUUGACAAGGAUGUUCUGUUGGGGAUUGAUGGGGCAUUGUUUGCCAAGGAGGGGGAGGAUGCUCAGUUGGCGAAUGGUGAACAUGGUCAUGAUCAUGAUCAUGAGCAUAAACAUGAUCAUCAGUCUGAGGUCGAGGUUCUCUCCGUCACGCUCAAAGCGCCCGCCCGCAAAGAUGCCACCGUCGACGUCGAAGCCCUGCAGCGCUUCCUGCGUUCCCCGCCCAAGGAAGAAGUCUACCGCAUCAAGGGCAUCCUGCGCUGCUCGACCACUACACCACCCAUUUCAUCGUCCGACGACGACGGGUCGAACCCCGCGCCGUCUUCGCCGCCCACAAGCGACACCCAGAACUACAUCCUGAAUUGGGCCUUCGGCCGCUGGACAACCACGCCGUCUGACACCGUCGGCCAGACAGUCGACCCAGACGCCGUGGUCCGCAUGACGCUCAUCCUGGCGCGGUACGAGUCUGCGAAGUGGACGAAGAAGCUGGAGGCGGGGGGUUUGGUGCAAGCUGUGGGUGCGAGUGAGGGGGUGGAGUUGGUUGUUGAACGACUUGUUUAGAGUUGAUUCUCAUUUUGUUUUCGGAUAUAUGUUCCUUUUUAGAUAAAGGGCUGUGAUAGAUGGAGCUGGCUCCGCCCGAAUUUAC